Molecule: messenger RNA, 1649 nt
Organism: Gadus chalcogrammus (walleye pollock)
Lineage: Eukaryota; Metazoa; Chordata; Actinopteri; Gadiformes; Gadidae
Product: N6-adenosine-methyltransferase TMT1A-like
Exons: 2
Coding region: 61-789 (242 amino acids)
Molecular function (GO): S-adenosylmethionine-dependent methyltransferase activity
Source: RefSeq, a predicted model, not a curated record
UCUCUGAGCCAACCGGAUGUUCCACCCCUGACAGCCUCUCCCCCUCAGCAGAGCAUCAACAUGGAGCUGCUUAUGAACUUUCUUACCUUGUUCUUUAAGGUGUUGACGUUGCCCCUCCAACUGAUCGAAGCAGUUGGUCUCUACGAAUGGUACAAAGGCUUCUUCGCGUUGCUCAUGUCCAAAAUUAGCGUUUCGUACAAUGCAAAAAUGGACGACAAAAAGAGGGACCUGUUCAGCAACCUUCCGGACUUCAAGAAGCCCUCCGAGCCGCUAACCGUCCUGGAGAUAGGCUGCGGGACCGGGACCAACUUCAAAUACUACCCACCUGGCUGCAAAGUCAUCUGCACCGAUCCCAACAGACACUUCAAGAAAUACCUGGAGAAGGGUAUGAGCGAGAACACCCACCUGUCUUUCGAGAGGUUCUUGGUGGCGGCCGGGGAGGACAUGGGGUCGAUUGAGGACGAGACUGUUGACGCCGUUGUGGCCACCCUGGUGCUGUGCUCUGUGCGGGACAUGACCCGCACCAUUCAGGAGGCCCACCGCAUGCUCAGGCCCGGGGGAGCCCUCUUCUUCAUGGAGCACGUGGUCGCAGAGCGCUCCUCCUGGACCUACUUCUUCCAGCACAUUCUCCAGCCCAUGUGGUACUACUUUGGCGAUGGCUGUGAGCUGACCCGGUCGACCUGGAACGACCUGGAGGCCGCUGGGUUCUCCGAGCUCAAACUGAAGCGCAUCGAGGCUCCCCUCAACUUCCUGAUCAAGCCACACAUCGUGGGCUACGCCGUCAAGUAGAUUUAGCCUGAUAUCCAAGUCACAACACUGAGAGAAUGACCAACCGUUCCACUUAAAGGUGUAGUGUGUAGGGUUUUGUGGCAUCUAGUGGUGAGUUUGCAGAUUGCAGCCAACUGAAUCCCCCUCCCUUUCCAGCGCCAAAGCUAAGGUGGCCUGUGAGGAGCCAAAAAUGAUGAAAUUGUCCAUGACCGCAUCGAGUUGCCAAGUGAAGAUGUUCCUUGACAGAUGUAUAAUUUGGAUUGUGUUACCUUCUCCGUUAAGCUAUAGCUCAUAGCAUAGAUAACACACCAAGUAAAACAGUUUUGAAUGUUUGAACCAUCUUCUACCGACUCUGUUCCGAUAGAUGCCACUUAACUCUACAUACUUUAAUUAAUUUGUGCACCUUUAAUGUUUAUCAACACAAAUCACAAUCCGCUGCACUUCGGUGGGAGACAGAAUUGAAAUUCCAUGCACAAGUUCAUUCAAUUAGUUUACUUAAUCAGUUUACUUUAUCAAAAUGCAUCUAGUGUGGCCAGUGCUUAUGGCGUUUGGUGUAAUCUAGGUAUAGAAAUAUCUACCAAACCGCUGAUAUAGUUAGAAUACAAGAGCCUACAGUGUUACAGCUUUGAGUUUAAGGACAUGUGUUUUUUGUGAGAUCAGAGAUUACCUUAGAAUGUUUACCAAUUUAUACACCCGCUUCAUUGUUUUAAUGGUUUUAUUUUCAAAUGUAAGAUCUAGUGAGUGAGUAGCGGCAGAUUUAACCACGAGGGCUAGGGACUGUCCAUCUGUUACACAAGUACACACAGAUCGAAGACCUUUGACCUUGAUGAACUCAAUAAACCUACAUUGUUAAUGUGUAAUAAAACAGUGUGGAUCACAAA